AUGAAUACGUUCGAUUUUUGCUACACUCUACUGGUCGGUGCUGCGGUUCUGCUGCUCGUUGCUGACGAUGCAAUUGCCGGAAGGGAUUUCUACAAAAUUCUAGGAAUCCGAAAAACAGCUAGCAAAAAUGAAAUUAAAAAAGCCUAUCGAACACUAGCGAAAGAGCUACAUCCCGACAAAAACAAAGACGAUCCGGAUGCAUCGCAAAAGUUUCAAGACUUGGGUGCCGCCUACGAGGUACUGUCCGAUGACGACAAACGAAAGCUUUACGAUCGGUGUGGAGAGGAGUGCGUGAAGAAGGAAGGCAUGAUGGACAACACGGAUCCGUUCGCACAGUUUUUCGGUGACUUUGGGUUCGGGUUCGGUGGCCAGGAGCAGCGUGAAACGCCUCGCGGUGCUAACAUUGUGAUGGACCUGCACGUCACGCUGGAGGAGCUGUACAGUGGGAACUUUGUGGAGAUUACGCGCAACAAACCGGUGAUGAAACCUGCGUCCGGUACGCGGAAAUGCAACUGUCGGCAGGAAAUGGUGACACGUAACCUUGGACCGGGCCGGUUCCAGAUGAUGCAACAAACGGUCUGUGACGAAUGUCCGAACGUGAAGCUCGUCAACGAGGAGCGCACGAUCGAGAUCGAGAUCGAACCCGGCAUGGAGGAUGGUCAGGAGACACGAUUCUCCGGCGAAGGUGAACCCCACAUGGACGGUGAUCCGGGUGAUUUGAUGCUGAAGAUUAAAACCGUCCCGCAUGCCCGGUUUGAACGGCGCGGUGACGAUCUGUACACGAACAUCACGAUCAGCUUACAGGAUGCGUUGGUCGGGUUUACGCUGGACAUAGUGCACCUGGACGGGCAUAAGGUGACGGUAACGCGGGAAAAGGUAACUUGGCCCGGUGCGAGAAUACGCAAGAAUGGGGAAGGAAUGCCCAACUACGAGAACAACAACCUCCACGGUACGCUGUACAUAACGUUUGAUGUCGAGUUCCCGAAAUCGCAGCUAACCGAUACGGAAAAAGAAGAUAUUAAGAACCUUCUUAAUCAACCCUCGAACAACCGGGUCUACAAUGGGCUUAGAUACUCAUAA
This is a messenger RNA of Anopheles marshallii, 1080 nucleotides long. RefSeq names its product dnaJ homolog shv (gene shv). The record is from RefSeq and is a predicted model, not a curated record. Gene Ontology annotation, biological process: protein maturation; protein folding. Gene Ontology annotation, cellular component: endoplasmic reticulum. Bases 1 to 1080 code for a protein of 359 amino acids. Gene Ontology annotation, molecular function: misfolded protein binding. Lineage: Eukaryota; Metazoa; Arthropoda; Insecta; Diptera; Culicidae. The transcript is spliced from 3 exons.